Molecule: messenger RNA, 954 nt
Organism: Entamoeba histolytica HM-1:IMSS
Lineage: Eukaryota; Evosea; Mastigamoebida; Endamoebidae
Product: 3'(2'),5'-bisphosphate nucleotidase, putative
Exons: 1
Coding region: 1-954 (317 amino acids)
Biological process (GO): phosphatidylinositol phosphate biosynthetic process; sulfate assimilation
Molecular function (GO): 3'(2'),5'-bisphosphate nucleotidase activity
Source: RefSeq, a predicted model, not a curated record
AUGUCAUUUGAUAAAGAACUUGCACUUGCUUUAGAAAUUGUACAAGUAUCAUGUAAAAUCACUACUUCAGUAGCAGAACAUACAUUAACUGAUCAAACUCAAAUUAAAAAUGAUAAAUCACCAGUAACAGUUGGAGAUUAUUCAGUUCAAGCUUACGUAAAUAAAAAAAUUCAUGAAACUUUCCCAGAAGAUCAAAUUGUUGCUGAAGAAGAUACUAAAACUAUUCCAGAAGAUAUAUUUGCUAAAGUUUGUAAACACGUUCAAAUAUAUUCAGAUAUGAAAGAUGAUGAGAUUAGAAAAUCUAUUGAUCUUGGAAAUAGUACUGGUGGAAAAGGAAGACAUUGGGUCUUAGAUCCAAUUGAUGGAACACUUGGAUUUUUAAGAAGAGAACAAUACGCUGUUUGUUUAGCAUUUAUGAUUGAUGGUGAUAUUAAAGUAGGAGUUCUUGGAUGUCCUAAUUUUGAAGGUGGUUUAAUUGUUGCUGCACAAAAAGGAUGUGGAGCUAAGAUGUUUAGUGUGAAUGAUAUUAAGAAUGGAAAAGAUAUUCAUGUCUCAACAACUCCAAAAACAUCUGAUAUGUGUUUCUGUGAAUCUGUUGAAGUGUCUCAUACUGACCAAUCUCGUUCUAAAACUAUUACUGAGAGAUUACAAGUUACUAAACCACCAGUACGUAUGGAUUCUCAAUGUAAGUAUAUGGCAAUUGCAUCUGGUAGAGCUGAUGUUUAUUUAAGACUUCCACGUAAUCUUUCUUAUCAAGAAAAGAUUUGGGAUCACGCUGCAGGUUAUUUAAUUGUUAAAGAAGCUGGAGGAAAAGUUACUGAUAUUUAUGGUAAUGAUCUUGACUUUUCACUUGGAAGAACUCUUUGUAACAAUCAUGGUAUUGUCGCUUCUAAUGGAAUUCUUCAUGAAGAGACUGUUAACGUCGUAAAAGAUGUACUUUCUGAUUUAAAAUAA